UUCAAUUUGAUGCUUUAAACUUGUGAGGGGUAUGCUUUUAAACUUUCCAUUUGUUUGUUAAAUGUUUCGACUUCUUUUUAGGCUGUUAAAAGUUAAAUUGGAUAAAUUUGAUUUAUUGAACCAUUCCAUACUUUACACCCAGCUAUUCUAAUUCAAAUUAUGUUGGCAAAAAAAUGAAAUGAAAUGCUAUUUGUCUGCUUGUUUUGUUAUCAAAUUGGCAUUUGCAUUAACAUUGCUGAAUGCCAAUGUGAAUUAGAAAGGUUGUUACAACAUAAUUUAACACCUUUAAAUUCUUUAAAUUGUCAACAUUUAUUUUAAUUCACCAUUUUACUUUAAUUGUACUGCACUGUGAAAAGGCAGUUGUUGACUUUAUGUUAACAUAAAAGUACUAUAAAAAUAAACACCUAACUUUAAAAGGAAAACUAGUGAAAAAACUACCAUCUGUUUUUAUUAAUAAAAACAUUCUUUCAUGUCAUGUAAACAAAAAUUUUUUAUGUCCAAAUUUUGUCCCCAAAAAACAAUUGUAUUAAUGGUUGGCGAAUUAUCAAACAAAAGCCAUUGGUUUGUGCAUAUAUUUUGUAGAUUUGUGAUAUCACUAGGCAUACCUAGCUUAACAGGUUUUGUAAGACAAUGACUAAAGUUUUACAUGGAGUAAAGAAUUACAGUUUUUAACGCUCACUAAACAGAAUAUAAUACGGAGGAAAUUAAAACAAAGUACCAAGACAAACCAGUAUAAUAGAGUUUUCACUGUUGCAAAUGUAAAAUUGUUUUCCAACCUUUUGCAAGUGUAAAUGUUGCAAGGAAUCAAAAACUUGCACUGAAUUCAAAAACUUGCGUGGUACAUUGUUUGUGCAAUCCAACACAAAAACAUUUUUUUUACAUUUUGUUUAAACAAAGAGGUUUAAUUAACCACUAUAUUCUUUAACAUUGUAGCAAAAAUAAUUAACAAGAAUUUAAUAAUGUGAAAAAUAUGUAAAGAAAUAAUCCUCCAAAAUGAAAAAAAACUUUGAGACUGUUGUUUUCACCAAAUAAAUUUCAGUGUUUUUCUUACGUAUCAACAUUUCAUUGCGUAUAUUUAUUUGACUUUUUGUUUUUGGUGACCGUUGUACCACUUUGACCUUAAAUAUCUCAGAAACCAAUGCUCACAAAUAUAUAUUAAAAAUUUUAUUCACACUAUAAAGCAAAAUUUAAGCCCAAUUUCUUAUUAAUUAUUAGCUAUACUUUAAUGACUUUUAUUGCAUGUACAAAAGAUAAAAUGCUUAUGUUAGCAUUGUUUUCUUCUUUUAAUAAACAAUACUGUGUUCACAUUGCUAUUGUUUGGAUUAAAUUUACUCAAUGUUGACACAUUUUUUUUACAGUUUUUAAUUGUUAAUAAUAUUCAAUGUCAUUUUUAUUAUAUUAUUUUUAUUUGGUUUGUAAUAAUGAUAUUUUAUUUUACUUGCUCUUUAAAGCAAGAAGAACAAGCAUUUUCGCUUGAAAGAAUACCAAAGAAUUUAAUAAUAGUGAAACAAGGUGAUGAACAUACAAAACGAUUUUAGAUAGUAAUAACUAACACAAAUAUUUAAUGGUAUCCAAUAUUCUAGGUAGUUUGACAGGUGGAGUAGUAUGCUGUUUCAACGUAGUAGGGUAUUAUCAUCACUGUUACGUGGUUGUCAGCAGUUGCGUUGUUAUAGCUCAUCAAAGCGUUCUCUAAAAAAGUUUUACCUGACUGUCCAUCCUGAUGUCUUUCCCCAUGAUUCAAAUGAGAAGAAGGUAAAUGAGGAAUCACUUAAGAUAUUUCAUUCCUAUCUUAAUUCAUUGGAACGAAACAUCUCUGUACCAGACACUACAUUGACAUUUUACCAAGCAAGUAAUAAAGGAGAUUAUUCCAAAGUUAAACUGCUUCUAAGGGGAAAAUCAAGGGAAGAUGUUAUUCAAGAUGUCCUAACUGUUUUCAAUCUUCCGACUGACAUUAAAGUUGCCAAUCAAAAAUACAAUGUUCAAGAACAAGAGAUUAUUCAAAAUAAAUAUUUUGGCAGUCUUAUGUUUGGUAAUUUUAAAAAAGAUACCCAACAAACAUUAGAAUCAUGGCUCAGCAAAAACAAUAGAGUUGCUCAAAAUAAUCAAAUUGCCUCUGAAGCCAUCCGCAUAGUCAACAUUAAAAGGUUGCAAAAGCUUAAUAAAAUGUAUGGUGUGACAAAUAUGUUAGUAGAUACCACCACUUACUCAUAUGCCUUAGUUCGAAGUGUGCUGAAACAGCUGGAAGAUGUUUUAGGAAGAUAUUUUGAAAGCUUUACUGGUUUAAAAGGAAGAGUCAUGGUAUUUGGUGAUUUUUCUGGAUUGGAUCAAUGGGGUCGAUUUGUACUCAAUGUUUUUGAUGUGCCAGAAUCCUGGAAAGAAGCACUCUCUAGUAUAACCAGGACAACACACCUAUUGCAAAGCAUUGAAAGAGUUGAGAAGCAAUUAUCAGACUGCUGUUUUGGUGUAAAAUUUUCAAGAAUAAAAUCAGUGUCACCAUCAUAUCCUAUUAAGGCCUAUUGGUCUGGUUUAAAUAGUUUACUUAGAAAUAUCAAUACUAAAAGUAGUACAGAAAUGGAAAGGGUAUUUGACAGUGUGAUGGUUAUUCCUGAAUGGUAUGAUGAGUUUAUUAGCAUUUCAGAGGAAGGUUUUGUUAAGUUACCACAUCAGACAAGUCGAAAUAUGUUGUAUAUUUUUCUUGAAAACAAUGCAGAAAAUAUCCAGGUGAAACGAAGAAAUUACCUUCGGAAUUUAGGAAAGAAAAAUAAAGCCUUGCAGACAUGCAAAGGAGAACUUAAAUUGAAAUAUCUUAGUGACGACACAGCAAUAAAUACCAAGCAAGUGUUGCAAGCUUGUGAUAAACUUUGUGGUCUGAAGGACAACGUGGCAUUCAAAGGACUAGUUCUGAUUCUAAGUUCAUAUUAUAGUGUGUCUGUCGAUGGUUUUAUACGCAUCCCUUGGGAUUUUAUACCAUGAUAGCCAGAAUAAAGAAAAAUAAAUUGUAUAUAUUUCUAUAUAUUUGCUAUAUAUUUGAAUUUAUAUUUAUUUUACCCUCAUAUUUGUUAUUAUGCAUCUGUCAGCGUCAAUAUGUUUGCUUUAUCCGUUACUUUAUAAUUUUUUAGCUAUGUAUAUAAUAUUAGAUAUUAAUUUUAAAUUAAAAAUUAUAAAAUAAACAGAAUAAAACACACAUUUUAUUGAAAUUAUUUUACCAAACUUUUAACAACCUAUUUUUUACCUUCAGGAAUAUUUAGA
Messenger RNA from Hydractinia symbiolongicarpus, 3249 nucleotides. Its product is annotated as T-cell activation inhibitor, mitochondrial-like. Gene Ontology annotation, cellular component: mitochondrion. The record is from RefSeq and is a predicted model, not a curated record. Bases 1606 to 2973 code for a protein of 455 amino acids. NCBI's taxonomy places the organism in Eukaryota, Metazoa, Cnidaria, Hydrozoa, Anthoathecata, Hydractiniidae. The transcript has 7 exons.